AGGAAUAUUUGUUGUGUUUGCUGGUGAUGGUAAUAGUUGUUUUUUACUAUCGCCGCAAGACCUCUGAACUACAAAAAAGAAUAGAUGAGAAGACUGUGAUAGUGAAGAAGGGAGAUGAUGUCACACUUCACACUGAUGUUGAUAUGGAGGAAAUAUGUGAGAUCCUGUGGACGUGUGAAGGUCUAGAUGCUCGUAUCGCUGAAAUCAGAGACGGGACCAGAGAGACAUUUGAUGCUGCUGAUGGCAGAUUCAGAGACAGACUGAUGCUGGAUGAGACUGGAUCCCUGACCAUCAGAAACAUUGAAACUGGACACGCUGGAGACUAUAUACUCCAGUUCAAGCGCUGCCGCAGAAGAAGAUGGACCUUUUACAAAAGAUUCAAUGUUAUGGUCAAUGAUAGGACUAUAUCAGUGAUGGAGGGAGAUGAUGUCACUCUAAAUUCUGGUACUGAAUUAAACAAAGAUAAGCAGAUAAAGUGGCUGUUUGGGGGUAUCAGCAUUUUGAAGGCUCCCAUAGCUGAAAUCAGUGGAGAGACCGGAGAGAUCUUUACAUAUGAGGGUAAGGCUGAUGGGAGAUUCAGAAACAGACUGAAGCUGGAUCCUCUGACUGGAUCUCUGACCAUCAAGAACACCAGCCCUGAACACUUUGGAUUCUACGAACGCCAGAUCAAAGAAUGCAGAGGGGUUGAACACACACUAUUUAUGGUUUCUAUCAGUGAGAGGAUGAUAUCAGUGGAGGAGGGUAAGAAUGUCACUCUAGAGAUUGAUUCUGAAAAACAGAAGGAUGAUCAGAUUCUGUGGAUGUUUGGAGCUGAAGAGACUCUCAUAGCUCAAAUCAAAGGAGAGAACAGAGAGACACAUGAUGUUGCUGAUGAGAGAUUCAGAGACAGACUGAAGCUGGAGGAGUCUGGAUCUCUGACCAUCAGUAACAUCACAACUGAACACACUGGAGCCUAUAAAGCACAGAUCAUCAGCCGUGGAACAACUUCAUACAAGAAAUUCAAGGUUGCUAUGCUUGUGGAGUAUGUGCCAGUGAAGAAGGGAGAUGAUGUUACACUACACAGUGACUCUAAAAAAUACAGAAAAGCGAUCAGAUACGGUGGAUGUUUGGAGAUAAAAAUCUCAUAGCUGAAAUCAAAGAAGGGACCGGAGAGAUGGCUACAUUUGAUGAUGUUCUUGAGGGGAGAUUCAGAGGCAGACUGAAGCUGGACCAGCAGACUGGAUCACUGACCAUCACAAACUUCAGAACAGAACACACUGGACUCUAUAAAAUGAAGAUCAACAGAAGCGCUGGAAAGUCCAAAAACAAGAGUUUUGAUGUUUUUGCCAGAGUGGCGAUGGUAUCAGAGGAGGAGACGAACGGUAAGA
Molecule: messenger RNA, 1367 nt
Organism: Cyprinus carpio (common carp)
Lineage: Eukaryota; Metazoa; Chordata; Actinopteri; Cypriniformes; Cyprinidae
Exons: 6
Coding region: 27-1127 (366 amino acids)
Source: RefSeq, a predicted model, not a curated record